This is a messenger RNA of Clavispora lusitaniae ATCC 42720, 630 nucleotides long. It is a transcript of the gene TIM23, whose product is annotated as protein transporter. The record is from RefSeq and is a predicted model, not a curated record. Gene Ontology annotation, molecular function: transmembrane protein transporter activity. Gene Ontology annotation, cellular component: TIM23 mitochondrial import inner membrane translocase complex; mitochondrial inner membrane. NCBI's taxonomy places the organism in Eukaryota, Fungi, Ascomycota, Pichiomycetes, Serinales, Metschnikowiaceae. Gene Ontology annotation, biological process: protein import into mitochondrial matrix.
AUGUCGUGGUUAUUCGGUGGCAAAUCCCAGGAAGAGAAAAAUCAAGAAUCUCUCAAACAGUCUUUGGGCUUUGACCCAGCUCAAGUGUCCGAUGUUUCCUCUAUUUUGCAGGCGCCUGGUGUCUUAGACUCCACCAAGUUGCAUCCGCUAGCUGGUUUGGAGAAAGGUGUGGAAUACUUGGAUUUGGAAGAAGAAAGAUUAUCGGACAUGGAAGGUGCCCAUGGCUUGUUGGCUUCCAGAUCUUGGACCGAUGACUUGUGUUACGGAACCGGUACUGUCUACUUGCUUGGCUUGGGUCUUGGUGGUGCCUACGGUAUGCAAGAAGGUCUCAACAACUUACCUGCUAACGCUACUCCGAAAUUAAAGUUGAACACUGUUUUGAACCACAUUACUAAAAGAGGUCCUUUCAUGGGUAACUCCGCGGGUGUCCUUGCGUUGAUGUACAAUUUGAUUGACUCAUCUAUCGACCACUUGAGAGGUAAGCACGAUGACUAUAACUCUCUCGCUUCGGGUGCCUUGACCGGUGCUUUGUUCAGAAGCUCGGCUGGUGUUAGGCCAAUGGCUUACUCGACCGCUAUCAUGACUGCUGCUGCUGGUGCCUGGUGUGGCUUGAAGCGUUUUCUUUCUUAA